This is a messenger RNA of Diplodia corticola, 945 nucleotides long. Its product is annotated as cytosolic fe-s cluster assembly factor cfd1. Gene Ontology annotation, molecular function: ATP-dependent FeS chaperone activity; ATP binding; 4 iron, 4 sulfur cluster binding. Gene Ontology annotation, cellular component: cytosol. Gene Ontology annotation, biological process: iron-sulfur cluster assembly. NCBI's taxonomy places the organism in Eukaryota, Fungi, Ascomycota, Dothideomycetes, Botryosphaeriales, Botryosphaeriaceae. The transcript has a single exon. The record is from RefSeq and is a predicted model, not a curated record. The coding region runs from base 1 to 945 and encodes 314 amino acids.
AUGGGCAUCGAGAACGUCAAGAAAAUCGUCCUCGUCCUCUCGGGCAAAGGCGGCGUCGGCAAGUCCAGUAUCACCACUCAACUGGCUCUCACUCUGUCUCUGCAAGGCCACUCCGUUGGAGUCCUCGAUAUCGAUCUCACUGGUCCAUCAGUGCCCCGCUUCUUUGGUGUUGAGGGUUCCAAGGUCACACAAGCCCCCGGCGGCAUGGUUCCCGUGCCCGUUCAUGACGCCCAGACAGUCGGCCAAGGCAGCCGGGCAAAGAGCGCAGGCCCGCUGUCCGUCAUGUCGCUGGGCUUCAUUCUGGCAAAUCGCGGCGACGCGGUCAUCUGGCGCGGCCCCAAGAAGACGGCCAUGGUCCGCCAGUUCCUGUCCUCGGUCCUGUGGCCGCCUGGACUGGACUACCUCCUCAUCGACACUCCGCCUGGCACCUCGGACGAGCACAUCUCUCUCCUGGAGACACUCCUCAAAGACACCGCCUCCAACCCGUCGCAGCUGGCCGGUGCCGUCGUCGUCACCACGCCCCAGGCCAUUAGCAUCUCGGACGUGAAGAAGGAGCUGAACUUCUGCACAAAGGUUGGACUGAAGGUACUUGGAGUAGUGGAGAACAUGGCAGGCUUCGUAUGCCCAAGCUGCAGCGAAUGCACAAACGUAUUCAGCAAGGGCGGGGGCGAGAUCAUGGCAAGAGACUACCGCGUGCCGUUCCUGGGAAGUGUGCCUAUUGACCCGGCUUUCGUCACAUUGGUGGAAGAAGGAAAGCGGCCCGUCUACCCCCAAGGAACGGUCAUACAGGGCACUGAAAUGACUACGGAGGAGAGCGCCGGGGAAGCUGGCGAGGCGAGAAAGGAGCCAGGAGAAUUGGUCGACAAGUACACGAGCUGUUCUUUGUACCCGCUGUUUGACGCCAUGGCUAAGCAGAUAGUUAUAACUAUCCAGAGCGAUACUUGA